AUGGCCUUGAGAUACUUCACCGCCAUUGGUUUGUUCUUGUCUUGUGCCCUCGCAGGCCCUCUCUCGACCGCGGGAGAAAGCAACCACCUCUCGGGGAGAGCUUUUGCGAUCAACGAAGAUGGUUCGAGCACCCUGGGCCGGCCCUGGCCAAAUGCGAAGAUCGUCUGGUGUUUUGAGCCUGACGGCGAGUCCGAGGAUAAAGACUCCUAUAAAGAGGUCCUAAAAAUCGCGAAAGGGGGCUGGAAGCUGUGGGAGAAGAAGCUCGACGGCAGGUCUAAGCUCAAGUUCGAGCCCUCGGAUAAGAAGAAGCCGAGCUGUAAGAAGGACCAUGGAACCAUGCUGCGUAUCACCUUCAACAAUCAAGGGUCGACAAGUUCUCAUACAGGAUUCAAAGCAGACGCCCGAAACAUGAAGUUCGACCCCGGGAAUAAAUACGGCGGGCGCGAUCCCGUCGUUAUUUUCGCGCACGAGCUCGGCCACGUCUUCGGGUUGCAGCACGAGCAUCAAAAGCCAAGCGCAUGGAAGAAAGAAUUGCCACUACUGAAGCUGAACUGCGAGAACAUGUUGGAUUACGAAGCCUCCGUGAGGAAGUUUGGAGCAUACUACGUCGACAACACACUCUGCACGGAUGAAGACAAAGCCAACAGAAAUCGGUUCUCGGCUCACAAUUUCCUUCCCUUGACCUUCCCCAUGGGACUCGUCGAGGACGAUUCCUUCGACUGGGACUCAAUCAUGAUGUACGACUCUCUCGCCCUCAGUAAGGAUCCCCAUGGCGGGAAGCUGGUCUUGGUCGCAGCCAAUGGUGGUAAGCUGAAGAUCAAUAAUGAACCCUCGAAACAGGACGUGGCAGCGGUUGCGAAGCUGUAUCCGAAAUGA
Molecule: messenger RNA, 876 nt
Organism: Anthostomella pinea
Lineage: Eukaryota; Fungi; Ascomycota; Sordariomycetes; Xylariales; Xylariaceae
Source: the annotation of a GenBank genome assembly